Asterias rubens (European starfish) is the source of this 1090-nucleotide messenger RNA. RefSeq lists its product as uncharacterized. The transcript is spliced from 3 exons. The record is from RefSeq and is a predicted model, not a curated record. The coding region runs from base 288 to 530 and encodes 80 amino acids. Lineage: Eukaryota; Metazoa; Echinodermata; Asteroidea; Forcipulatida; Asteriidae.
CAGAUUUAUGCUCGAUGGUGGUUUAUUUUAAAGCCACGGACAAAGUAGCACUAGAGCUUGGUUAAAAAGAAUUUGCCGAAUUUGACCCUGCUAUUUGAACUAUCCCCUCUUUUAUUAUAAAAGGGCCAUGCACAAUCCUGCCAGCCUUUAAACACAUGACGUGUAAUGUUCCCAGUGUCACGUAUCGUACAAUCACACACACCAACAGACCCAGCUCUAAAAUAGCCGUCGCAGAACAGCAAGAACUCUCCACACACAGCUCUUUGUAACAAACAACCUGCCACACCAUGGCCAUUGUCCCCAAGGUGAUGGGUGGGAUGCGUGACAUGGGCGCUACCUCGUGCCAGCUUAUAACUGAUGAAGCCGGACCUCUAGGGGGCUCUGAUGACACGGUGUAUGAGAGAGGACAUUAUAUAUUCGGUAAAGCGGAUGGGUCAGAGUUAGCUGUCGGCAAAUAUGUUGUCAUCUGGAAAAAGACAAGCGAAGGUUAUAAAAUGCACAUUGACAUUUUCAACGACAACACGGCUUAAUUGUGGUCAAUCCUAUGGUUGUCCAAACUUAUCGGCGAGUGGAUCUAAAUGCGAAUGUGAAACACAACGGACCCUUACUGCUCCCAAAAUUAUGUAGGGCCAAAAUUGUCAACUAUACGCUUUGUGUAGUUGACAAAAUUUGAAUUAAAGGAUAACAAACAAAUUAUUACAAAUCCAGUGCAACUCUUUUAAUGUAUAAUACAUUGCCUGUGAUCUUUAUGUGAAAUGGGACAAGCUAGCGAAUACUCACAACUAAAAUCAAUUGUUUCGAACACAAACUAAUGUGAGUUUGCAUUACAAAGUUAUUGAUCGUUUUUACGAAAUGAAUUCCAUGGUACCGUAUAGGCUUCAAACAAAAGAAACGAUGUUUUCUUAUAGGUAGAACAAAGAACAUCGUAUAGAACGGGAUUGAACCAAUGACCUCCGGAUUAAUGUGCAGGUGUUCUGGACAAAUCUGUCCCCGGAUAUUCUGUCAUAGGAAAGUUUUGGAGGAGGAGGAUUCAAACGAGGGCGCUUUCAGGAGAAUUUUGUACACAGUUUGCCAUAUCUGUGGGGGGGGG